AUGGCACAGGACAAAAAGGAUAAACAAUCGAUUGUUUUGCAGGUGUACCUUUCGCUGUACAACACAACCCAAUUCAUCGGUUGGACAUACAUUUUCGUGCAAUUUAUGCAGCACUUUUUUGUACACGGCGAACCGCUCGAUACGCUAUGGAGCCGUAUUGGACAGGCGACUUUCUUCUUUCAAAUGCUGGCCGUACUGGAGGUGAUACAUGCGGCGACCGGCAUUGUCCCGAGCAACGCGCUGAUGACGUUCCUGCAAGUUUUCGGACGCUCCAUGAUUGUAGCGGGUGCGAUCGAAGGGACCCCGACCGGGCAACUUUCACCGGGUCUUCCACUAGCAGUAUUUUGCUGGAGUUUAACGGAAAUCUUCCGCUACAGUUACUAUGUGGCCCAUCUGUUGCUUCCGAGCGUGCCUUCACUGCUCGUCUGGAUUCGGUACACCAUUUUCAUCCCGAUGUACCCGUGCGGAUUUCUGGGAGAGUUGCUGUGCAGCUAUUGGGCACAGAGCUACAUCCGUGAGACGGGCAAGUGGAGCGUGGAGUUGCCGAAUCGGUUCAAUUUUAGUUUUUCUUUCUUUUACUUCAUGUGGAUAAUGGCUAUCUGCUAUAUGCCGCUGUUUCCGCAAAUGUACCUACACAUGUUUGCCCAGCGGCGUAAGGUGCUUGGGCGUGGGGCAGGUCAACAGAAAGCGACAAAAACGCAUUAAGUUUGCAGAGCAACACAUUCAGGCAACAUUUAAAUUAUUACGAUUUUUU
This is a messenger RNA of Anopheles maculipalpis, 754 nucleotides long. Its product is annotated as very-long-chain (3R)-3-hydroxyacyl-CoA dehydratase 2-like. The coding region runs from base 1 to 705 and encodes 234 amino acids. The record is from RefSeq and is a predicted model, not a curated record. Gene Ontology annotation, molecular function: 3-hydroxyacyl-CoA dehydratase activity. Lineage: Eukaryota; Metazoa; Arthropoda; Insecta; Diptera; Culicidae. Gene Ontology annotation, cellular component: endoplasmic reticulum membrane. Gene Ontology annotation, biological process: very long-chain fatty acid biosynthetic process; fatty acid elongation; sphingolipid biosynthetic process. The transcript has 3 exons.